GUUAUUUUCCCUCUUCAAUCUUCAGCUCUUUCAUUCAAGCUUUGGGGUCUGUAGCUUGUUCUGUCCUGCCUGAGUGUUUGUUCUCAAUUACUUAUUGUUGUGGAACUUGACUGCAAUAUAAUUGACGGCCAACAAAAUAGAUAACUUUGUGUGAUCAUAUUGUGUGUACAUGGUAUUGUCUGACAGUGAAAGCAGGAUAAUAAAUUUUUAGUAUCGUGUGUCACGGUCGGAUCGGUAUUUGAGAGGGAAAAAAGAAUCCAUUAACUUCUCUCAAAGGGUUCACUUUGUAUUGAAGUUAGCAGUGUAAAGCGGUAAUGGCCGAGGGUGAAGGUGAAGGUAGGUGUGCUGUAGACUCUGGAACCAUGAAGCCUGAUUUAAAGCAGACUGAGGAAGUUUCUCAGGGUUUGUUGGAACAGGGAGAUGGGGGUAGUAGUUCCCAUGGAAACAACAAAGUGGGAGAAAGGAGUGGUGAUGGCCAAUUUGCAGAGCAAGGAGGAGUUUGUGAAACUUCCGAGGAUAAAAACGAUGGAUGUGAAACUCAUUCAGGAGCUAAAACUGAUAAGCAUAAAACCAAAUUGGAAGGUGAGACAGCCCCUGCAGAUGCCGAGAUGUUUGGUUUCCGUCGUCUGAGCGACACGACAAAGCCCUCCGAAGGCAAUGAUCAGCAGAGGGUGAUUGUCAAAGACGACAGUAGCGACUCGGUGGUCAGCGACUCCCAUGAUGGGCACCCGGCCAGGACGGAGCCGCUCUCGCUGCGAGAGAAGCUCCACGAGAUCAUGGAGACGCAGAAAUUCCACAUCGCAAUCUUGGUCCUGGUCGUCAUCGACUGCAUUCUGGUCAUCGUCGAGCUUGUCAUUGACUUUGAAGUGUUGAGCGCAAACAAUCAUGUGCCUGAAGCAGGCUGUGCUCAUCCUCAGGAGGAAGGGCAGUGCAAUGCAACAGAGACGGACAAAGAAGAAAAGGAGGUCACUGCAGCUAACGUCCUUCACUAUAUCAGUAUUGGUAUCCUCUCUAUCUUCAUGAUAGAGCUUCUCAUCAAGAUACCCGUUUUCCGGAUGGAGUUCUUCAGGAGUAAGCUAGAGGUAUUUGAUGGAAUCAUCAUUGUGAUAUCGUUUGUACUGGACGUUGUAUCUCUCAUCUAUGAGGAGCAGUUUGCAGUGUUACAGCUUCUAGUCCUGCUUCGACUGUGGAGGAUAGUCAGGGUAGUCAAUGGAGUAAUCCUAUCGGUAGAGACGCAAGCUAAGAAGAAGAUAGAGCAACAGAAACAUUUAAGAGCCGAGGUGGAGCAUGAGAUGGAAAAGUUCAGAAGAUACUGUGCAGCACAGGAGAAAGAGAUAGAAGUCUUGAGAAAUACACUCAAUCAGCAUGGCAUUCAAAUAGAUGAUGACUACGUUGCAAAGAAACCCCAAUUUAGCCUGAAUCAGCUCAAUGUGGUGGUUGAGAUGAACUCGGCUGACAAACACGACACAGGAGAAGAUGAAGGAGAAGGAGAAGAAGGAGGAGGGGAUGGAAACACCAGACGUCAUGAAAAAGAGCGAGAGGCACUAGGAGAACACACCAUCACCCUAACAACCGAUGACAACGUGAAUACGAUUCAGGCGGAUUACCAUCCUCAGGAUACCACGUUCACCUAACACCUUGAUAGAUGGAUACUUCCUUUUUAAAUGCAAACAAAUUUCUUAGCCUCUACAUUGGAUUGAAUAUAAUCCCUAACCUAGACCUAACCUAAGCCUAAGCCUUAGCCUUACAUGAAGCCUAAUGCCUCAGUCACUCCUUCACGUAUUUGGCUUGCGUAUUUAUGGCAAGCCGUUUAAACAUUUAUUCCUAUUUCUUGAUAUCAAUAAAUGAAUUU
Messenger RNA from Strongylocentrotus purpuratus (purple sea urchin), 1852 nucleotides. It is a transcript of the gene VSOP, whose product is annotated as voltage-gated proton channel. Gene Ontology annotation, molecular function: voltage-gated proton channel activity. NCBI's taxonomy places the organism in Eukaryota, Metazoa, Echinodermata, Echinoidea, Camarodonta, Strongylocentrotidae. The coding region runs from base 315 to 1634 and encodes 439 amino acids. Gene Ontology annotation, biological process: proton transmembrane transport. The record is from RefSeq and is a predicted model, not a curated record. Gene Ontology annotation, cellular component: plasma membrane. The transcript has 7 exons.